Molecule: messenger RNA, 330 nt
Organism: Emys orbicularis (European pond turtle)
Lineage: Eukaryota; Metazoa; Chordata; Testudines; Emydidae
Product: unconventional myosin-IXb-like
Exons: 3
Coding region: 1-330 (109 amino acids)
Biological process (GO): regulation of actin filament length; peptidyl-serine phosphorylation
Cellular component (GO): myosin complex
Molecular function (GO): microfilament motor activity; ATP binding; protein serine/threonine kinase activity
Source: RefSeq, a predicted model, not a curated record
AUGGUGCCUCCCGGGGAGCCGGGGCUGCUGGCCUGCGGCGGGGCAGAUGACCUGGCUGCCCUGGAGGAGCUGGACGAGGCGAGGUUGCUGCAGAAUCUGAGCAGCCGCUUCCUGCAGCAGCGAGUCUAUACAUAUAUUGGGGACAUUCUGAUUGCGGUGAACCCGUUCCAGAGUCUUCCGCUCUACGAGAAACCAGUAUCCGAGAAAUAUCAGAACCAUGACAAGGGCACCCUACCCCCCCACAUCUUUGCUAUUGCUGACAGAGCAUACCAGGCCAUGCUGGGGCAUCUGGCAACAGGACCUCAGAACCAGUGUAUCGUCAUCAGGUAA